Molecule: messenger RNA, 801 nt
Organism: Sphenostylis stenocarpa
Lineage: Eukaryota; Viridiplantae; Streptophyta; Magnoliopsida; Fabales; Fabaceae
Source: the annotation of a GenBank genome assembly
AUGGGAAUUGUGGAAGGAAAAGAAUCAAUUGAGAGAUGUGGUGGAAAUGGAAUGGUGUUUGAGAAGAUUCACCUGAGGAUGGAAUAUGUCAGCCCAGAAGGACUUCGCCUGGAUGGUCGCCGACCCAUGGAGAUGCGGCAAAUUCGGGCAGAGAUUGGUGCUGUGUCCAAAGCAGAUGGUUCUGCGAUAUUUGAGAUGGGUAAUACCAAAGUUAUUGCUGCUGUGUAUGGGCCUAGAGAGGUGCAAAAUAGGAGCCAAAUAAGCAACCAUGCUCUGGUUCGGUGUGAGUACAGCAUGGCUAAUUUUAGCACUGGAGAUCGCAUGAGGAAAUCAAAGGGUGACAGGAGAUCAACUGAAAUUUCUCUGGUUAUUCGGCAAACUAUGGAAGCAUCUAUACUGACACAUCUACUGCCUCGAUCCCAGAUAGAUAUUUAUGUCCAAGUUCUACAAGCAGAUGGAGGAACUAGAUCUGCUUGUAUAAAUGCUGCAACUUUGGCCCUUGCUGAUGCUGGUAUUCCUAUGCGUGAUCUUGUGACUUCCUGCAGUGCUGGAUACCUUAAUAGCACCCCUCUGCUUGAUUUGAACUAUGUAGAAGACAGUGCUGGAGGUCCUGAUGUAACUCUGGGAAUUCUGCCAAAACUUGAUAAAGUGACGCUUCUUCAGAUGGAUUCUAAACUUCCAAUUGACAUUUUGGAAAAUGUUAUGCAACUGGCAAUUGAAGGCUGCAAAGCAAUAGCAAACUAUAUUCGAGAAAUUUUAUUGGAAAACACAAAGCAACUAGAGUAUCGACGAGGUGUAUAG